UGGCCUUCUGAUUCCAUCCACAAGUGUUCAACUAGAAUUCCCCAAAAGGUCUUAAUAAAUGCCCUCUGACGAAGGGAUUGUUUCUUGGUGAUUCCAUGAGGAAGAGGGUAGUUGAGAGGAAAAGGUUGGUCAAUAGGAAUCUUUUUUAGUGAAAUCUACUGGAGCCGGGCAAGUGGCGUCCCAAAGAAAUCCCCCAUAGUUUGCUCUCCUCUCCUCUCUUCCAACAGGCCUGCACUUCCAAGAAAAAACAAGAGCCUAGAUCAUGCACGCAGAGACAGAUUGUGACAGAGAGGAAGGAGGGAGAAAACAAUAGAUACAGAUCAAGUCUGAAGUAGAUGCAGAUCUUUCUGCCAUCCCUUGGUUUUCUUGCUUCCUUGAUCUUACGUAGUCUCUUUGCUUUGUGACCUCUGCAUUCAGAAAGUUGUAGAGGAGCAAUGGGGAAGACUGGCAAAUGGCUUCGAAGCUUCUUAUUUGGCAAGAAGGAGAAGGACAAGAAGGACAAGGAGAAGAUCAGCAGAUCAGUGCCGGCCGCUAACGAGAAAAGGAGAUGGAGCUUCCGCAGAUCAGCAGUCAUGGGGAAGGACUUCAAUUCUCAAGACAUGCUUGCGCCUGCAUCAAGCCCUGGGUUCUUGGACUCGGACAUCGACCGGAAUAGGCAUGCCAUGGCCGUGGCAGCGGCGGCCGCUGAUGCUGCAGUAGCAGCAGCACGGGCUGCAGCGGCUGUCAUCCGUCUGACCACCGCAGCCCCCACAAGAAGCAGUUCCGGCGAGGAGGAGGCCGCUGCCAUUAGGAUUCAAGCGGCCUUCCGAUCUUACUUGGCUAGGAAAGCUUUAUGCGCUCUCAAGAGUCUAGUGAAAUUGCAAGCCAUGGUGAGAGGACACCUGGUGAGGAAGCGAGCCGCCAAUACUCUCCGGCGUAUGCAGGCUUUGCUGACAGCACAAGCCAGAGCUCGUGCCCAGCGGAUUCGAAUGCUUGAGAAAGCACAUAGCAGCUCGCACGGGCAAUCCAAUUCCAGAAGAUCACCCCGAAACCGGCAAUCGCAUGAGGUGGAUAGGAAUGUGGAAGAGAACAUAAAAAUUGUGGAGAUGGAUCAUGGAGUGUCAUGGAGUAGUUCGAGGAGCAGAAACAGCUACACUGUUAAACAAACUGAGAGAACGGAAUCAGAAUAUGGCCAUAAGCGUCGACCUUCUAAGGUUGAUCCCCUCCAACAGGUGUCACCUUCGCCAUCAGCUUUAACUGAUAUGGGCCCAAGAGCUUACAGUGGGGACUUUGAAGACUUUUCCUUCCCCACAGCACAGAGCAGCCCUCAAUACUUAUCAGCUUCUUUUACACCUUAUGAAACAACCUUCUAUCCUAAUUACAUGGCCUACACAGAAUCUUCAAGAGCUAAGGCUCGGUCGCAGAGCGCACCUAAGCAACGACCCAAUUCAUGCGAGAGGCAACCAAGCAGAAGGAGGACAUGGGUGGAAGGAAGGAAUACUCCGCAAAGUGUACGAGUGCAACGAUCAUCUUCGCAUGCUGGCUCAACAGCUUAUCAGUAUCCAUGGUCGAUCGAGCUCGAUAAGUCCAGCGUGCCUCUUAAGGACGGUAAACGUGGUUCAACAAGCACUGUGCUGAGUACCACCAACCACUUUAGAUCUCUAAUGGCAUAUGAGCUUAGUACAUAAUAAUCCAUGAGCAAUCCCUUACUUCUGUGGGGUGGCUGCAUUUUCAAGAGGGAUAUGGUUCACUAAAAUGUUAUGCUCUUGAUGGUUUCAGGUUCAUGAUAUUAAAUACUCUCUCUCCAUAUCCAUCUCUCCUAACUUCCAUUAACUGAAGUUUGUGUCACCCUGUCAACUUUUGGAAUCCGGAAUGUGCAAUGGCAACAAGUUGUAGGAAUUAUGUGAACUGUAAAAGUUUUCUUGGGCAAAGGAUUCCAGAAGAAAUGCAAGUGAAGAAA
Phoenix dactylifera (date palm) is the source of this 1939-nucleotide messenger RNA. NCBI's taxonomy places the organism in Eukaryota, Viridiplantae, Streptophyta, Magnoliopsida, Arecales, Arecaceae. The record is from RefSeq and is a predicted model, not a curated record.